CCCGCUUUCGGUACAUCAUAAUAGUCUAAAGUUUAAUUAUAUUACGCAGUAAGUAAACGGAUAGUGGUACUUAGUACGCAAAAUGAGGGCUAAUUACCCUGAAGUAGAAUAUAGCAUGGAAUCUACCCCAUUUCAGUGGUUGAAAAUGAAGUUGAGACAAAUGUGGUCGUUUUUGAACUCUACAAGUUUUCUGAUGUCGACGGCAACAACUUUAUUAAUCACUACCGGUUUAUCACUCCUGACAUCAGGGAUCGUCUUAUUAGUAAUCGCUGGCAAAUACUUUAUAUUUCUGGGCGAUUCUUUCUUCGUGCUCCCGAUAUUCAUCACUGCUGUCGCUGUCAUAAUCUUCUUAACGUCUUUACUCGGAUACUACGGUGUGAAAUUAAAAAAAUAUGAUUUAGUCGUAGCGUAUAUCGCAAUACUAGUAAUUAUAUUAGUAUUUGAAAUAAUAAUUACCAUUCUUGGAUUUGAACUGUCAGAUUAUGCUUACAGUAGAAGAAUUAUCAACUACCACAUGUUUGAGUUAAUGAAGGAAUAUAAGAUUGGAUAUGUUGAGGGAUAUGAAACUGAGUAUUGGGAUAAUAUGCAAAGCGAGUUAAAAUGCUGUGGUUUCAAUGGUGUAAAUGACUGGGGUUCCCAAAUACCACUUAGUUGUUGCCAUAUACCCAGCGGAUCUCAGACGCCCUUCCAAUGCACAUAUCAAAACUUAUACCAAACCAGUUGCAGAAAUAGAUUAAGGUGGAUGAUUGCAGAUUUUGCGUAUGCCAUCGGAGUUACCUGCGCCAUAGUAACUUGCCUACAGGUUUGUUUCACAGCUUUAUAUAUGUGUAUUGUAUAUUAG
Messenger RNA from Pararge aegeria (speckled wood butterfly), 841 nucleotides. Its product is annotated as leukocyte surface antigen CD53-like. The coding region runs from base 83 to 841 and encodes 252 amino acids. The record is from RefSeq and is a predicted model, not a curated record. NCBI's taxonomy places the organism in Eukaryota, Metazoa, Arthropoda, Insecta, Lepidoptera, Nymphalidae. The transcript is spliced from 4 exons. Gene Ontology annotation, cellular component: membrane.